Paramuricea clavata is the source of this 8350-nucleotide messenger RNA. Lineage: Eukaryota; Metazoa; Cnidaria; Anthozoa; Malacalcyonacea; Plexauridae. The record is from the annotation of a GenBank genome assembly.
GUUUUCUCGGUCAGCUAACUCGCUCUGUUUGGUUAGAUACUUGGUGUAAUUAGUGUGAUAUUGAACAUGAUUUAAUACAUCGGGCUAAAAAAAUAUAAAAUAUCUAUUUUUUUUCUAAUUUUUUUUAACUUUGUCGCGUGUGAGGUUUGUAGUUUUAAAAGGCUAAACAACAGUGUGCUGUUUUGAAAUCUGUGGAAUUCCCGAGGCGAUAUUUGAGAAGAAUCAGUUGACUUCAAGAUGAAGGAGGAGGUGACUGCAAAGCGAGUUGCUAUUGUGGGCGGGGGUUUGGUAGGUUCAUAAUAAUAUAAUGUUUUUAUUUACUGUUUAUGCUAUUUAAAAGAGUAAAUAUUAUCAAUGUCCAAUAGGCCUAUUGAUUAAAUGACAUCAUUUCUAUUGUUCUUUUAUAUUGUUCGUUCUUUCUCGAUAAUUGGGGUGGGGCCAGGGUGCAUUCCAUGUAACCAAACGCGAAGAUCUUCGGCGUGGAGUUGCGAUGCCCUACGGCGCUGCGGCGUGCAAAUGCUAAUGUUGGCGUGCCGGCGUAGUCUUUUUUUCCCUCAACGGUGUACAAACUUAAUAUAAUACAAUCAGAAAAUAUCGUCGUUAAGUCUCUAUUGUUUAUCGGAUAACUUAACAGUUUCAUGAUCUUUUUUGCCAACCAAAUCAAGUAUAAUAUGUUACAUGCAGUGGUUUCAUAUUUGAUGAAACACUUCCUACUUAGUAUUCCUUAUAUAAAGAAUACUAAUUGGUUUUUGAAGCUGUUCAAUACACUCGCGACUCGUGUUUUAUUGUGUCUAAAACCACUCGCGCGCAGGGCCGUGCCGACCGGGGGGUGGGUGUAACACCCCCCCCCCCAAAUAAUUGCUCAUGUGGGCGAUUUCAGGUAAAUCCAGGUAGAUUUGCAGAAGAAAUUCAGGUAAAUGAACACAAAUUCAGGUAAUUUCUAGGCCCAGAGAAAGUUAAUUAACAAAAAUAAGUGUGAAUUUGGAGAAGAAUGAGCUAAAUUGACAAAAAUUUUAGAGAAUUGUACCAAAUUUUUGGAUUUAAGGAAAAAAAGUUGGAUAAAUGGAGAAAAUUUGGUAAUGCCGGGAAAAAUUGUUUUAUGCAACGAAAACUUUUGAGAUGUCGGGAAAAAAUUUUUGACCCCUAAAAUGGCACACUGACCGAAAUUUUUUUGGCGAGGGGGGGAGGUCGCCGUAAAAUUUUGCCAAAAUAUAGAUUAAAUAAAUCUGGCAGUCUGGCGGCGUGUGCGAAUUUUCCAGCGGAGGAACUUCGGCGUGCACUCUACAUGGAAUGCGGCUCGGAUAUUAUAUUCAUAUACACGUGUUCACGGACCAUAAAACAAUUGAUUUCAAAAUAAAUUAAUAAUGCAGAACACAAAUAUAUGAAUAAUUAUUGAGCCCCCCACCUAUCGAGCUUGCUAUGGCACUGGGAGGGGGGUCAACCAUUUAUUAUACUUUAAUUAUAAUAAAGAGGACAUGGCCAUAGAGCUCUGGCCAUAGAGAAUGGGGGGAGGGGUGCAGCAACCAAUGAUUUCAGAAUUUCUCAUAUUCAGAAAAUUUAGGCAUCUAUUUUGAAAUUAAAAUGUCCCUCAAGAAAAUGAUAAAAAGUAUAGCAUUCAUGUACAUACAGUACCCCAGUGUGGAAAGUUUGUAUCUUUUGGUGCUUUCUGUAUAUAAACUAUUAAAUUUUUGAAAUCUCCGGCGUGCUAUUUCCAAACUUUCCGGUCAGUGUAGUACUUGCAAAAUUGGAACUAUAUAGUCGGACUUUUUCGCCCCUGGCCUUGCCCGCUCUUUCAUUGCGAUGCACAAUAUGUUGUUUCUUCAUUAUGACCAGGCUGGGGCAUUGAAUGCAGUGUACUUGGGGAGCCGUGGAUACAAAGUGGACAUUUAUGAAUCUAAAGAAGGUAGGUACAGGGUAGGUAUGAAUAUAGUAUGAUCUUGCCAAGCAUGCUGCAACAUAAUAGCUAAGCUGCUCUCAUUUGAUCAUUUAAAAGACCGGGUUCAAAUCUGCUCUACGCAUGUGUCAUGUGAUGACAUUCCAACUCUCCUGAUUUUACUGGGAGUCUCCCAAAAAUUCAUGCAGUCUCCCGAUUUUUAUCAAAUUCUCCCUAUUUUUCAGAAUAUUCAGGAAAUAUCAUAAAAAAAUUAUAAAUAUACUGUUUUUAGCAACAUAAUAGUCUGUCUCGGACCUUUUUUGAAGUUACUUUAUGGCAUUUUAUAGGAUCAUUUAUAACAACAUAGUCCCAAAAUGCAGGAAACGCCAUUUCAGAACACUUAAUUUUUAUUAUUUUUCCCAGAAGAACUAGAUUUCAAUUCACUGAACAGUUUCCCUAAAUUUUACCUCCAGUAGUUGGAAUGUCUGCAUGUGAUGACCAUGACUGAUGUAAACAAUACCCAGAUUUUGCAUUGUUAACUGUUUUCGAAAUUGAAAUUCUAUUUUAUAUUAAUUUAAAAGCAUAUUGCCUAUUGGCGAACCAGGACAAUGUUUAAUAUUAAAGUGCAUCAUAUUUUAUGAAAUUAAGAAUAUAGUGUGCUCAAAAUCCGAACAGACUUGACCGCAUGUAAAUCAUUGUUUAGACAUCAGAGUGUCAGAUAAAUACAAAGGUCGUAGUAUUAAUUUGGCUCUGUCAGCAAGAGGACUUGCAGCUCUAGAAAAAGUUGGAUUGGAUCAAAUGGUGAGCUCUAUACUAGCUGUAGCUAGCAAAUUAACUGGCUGAAAUCAUAGUCUUUCAAAACAUGGUUUGGAAACUCUGCUAAAGUCUUUGUUCUAUCUUUUUGUUCGCGUUUAUGCAGUUUUGUGCACGGCCCGGUGCACGGUCAAUGAACACAUUGUAUUUCAGUAUAAUGAACAAAUCAUCCAAUAGCAACGUUUCAGUUCAGUUAUUCAACCAUGCUACUUAAAUAUUAAUAAACCUAAAACAUAGGAUGUGCACGGUGUAAGGUACGGCUCAACAUAAACACACAGCUCAUUAUAACCGGUUGCUUUGAAGUUUACCGAGUUUCCAGCUAGACCAUGUCUCGAAAGUGACAACUGGAAGUUUGGAAAUUGAUAUUUUUAAACUGCAUGCCUCAGAGACAACAACCAUGUAGUAAGGAAUAUGUCUUUACAUUUCAAGGUGAAAGAAACUGGAAUUCCAAUGCCUGGACGUAUUAUUCACAAUUUAGAUGGAAAGACAUCAUUUAUACCUUAUGGAAAGAAAGGACAGGUAGAAAUAUGACAUGUAGAUGACACAACAUAACUCUUGACGAAGGGCCUUCGCUCGAAACGUCGAGUUUCUGCUUAUUUUUUAAGGUAGUAAUAUAACCACUUGGCACAGCAGAUGACACAACAUACUGUACCGUACAACAUGGCAUAUAGAUGACACAACAUACGUCAUACUGUACAACAUGACAUGCAGAUAGACCACAGACAGAUUGUUCAACAUCAUCAUUAUUGGUUGAUUUUGUUUUAUUUAGCAUCUGUUUUCAAUUUCAAGAAGUACAUUAAAUAAGGAUCUGUUAACAGGUAUAUCGAUCAUAUUUGCUAACAUACUAAUUUCCAUGUUUUUGAACAACAACACUUCUUACGUUAUUUUGUACUAUAUUUCAUCAGCUGCAGACAAUCUUCCUAAUGUGGACAUUCAUUGUGAGCACAAGUUGAUUGCUAUGGAUAUUGAAAGUACAAAAUUAAAUUUUCAAGUGUAGGUAUAAACUUAUACCAUAAACAAUCCGUGCCAGUGCAGCUAGUGCUAAGAAAGUUACUAGUAAUUUCCCGAAGAAGGGCCUUCACUCAAAAUGUCGAAUUUCUCCUUGUAUUUUCAGGUUGUUGCAUCCGUAUAUCAAUCCAAAGCUUUCAAACGUUAAACCAUUAAAUGUUUACAAGGCAUCUUAAUACUAUAUGUUGUUAUACGGUACCAAAUAUUGUAUUGUAUGUUCUGCUUUCCAGGCAUGGCAAGGUUGAGAAACAAGUGGAGGCUGAUGUAAUAUUCGGAAAUGAUGGAGCUCACUCUGUUGUGAGAAAAGAAAUUUUGAAAAAAACGAGGUACACAUUUCUGUACAAAUAGGAAAAAAAUAUGAAAACAUAACCUUGGAUGGGACUGAAGCCUUGGUCAAACAAGGAAGAAAGUUGAUGAACGUUAAGAAGCAAGAGUUUGCAUGAGAGUUGCAUGCCCUGGUCGAACAUGAACAAGAUCGAGUUGCAUGAGAGUUGCAUGCCCUGGUCAAACAUGAACAAGAGUUGCAUGAGAGUUGCAUGCCCUGGUCAAACAUGAAUAAGAGUUGCAUGAGAGUUCCAUGCCCUGGUCAAACAUGAACAAGAUCGAGUUGCAUGAGAGUUGACUGAAUAUUUAUUUACGACAUGUGUAGUGAAAAGUCUCAUCCAAAUUUGAACCAGUUCAAAGUGAGACUUGCAUGAGGGUUGCAUGAUGAGCUAGGGUUCAUGAUAGCUAGUACACAGUAGCGUAGCCAGCCUGACGAUUUAGUCCCCUAUGCAAAUAUUUUUGUGCUCAUUGACUGUGAAAACAAUCGAUUUCUUAAGAAAUGAGUAAUGAUGAUUUUGAAUUUGCAUAGCGGGACUAACUUGUCGGGUUGGCUAAUGUUGGUCAGUGAGGGUUGAUGAAUGUGUCAAAUCCUCGUUUGAGCGAGGCUUAACUCUGGUUUGAUAAUUUAAUGUUUUAGACUGGACUACAGUCAACAAUAUAUUCCACAUGGUUAUAAAGAACUUGCUAUGUUGCCAAAGAAUGGAGAGGCUAGUUAAUUUUUAUCCAAAAUUUACAUAUAUCUAGUACAUGAGUGUUCAUUCUCCAUAUUAUUUCUCAAUGUCUUGUAUAGUAUGCGAUGGACCCCAAAGGUCUUCACAUUUGGCCAAGACAAACUUUUAUGAUGAUAGCAUUGCCAAACCAGGUGCAACAAAAUCAAGUAUAUCACAGGGAAAAAAUUUAAAUUUCCAUUAAAUGGGUUAUUGAAUGUUUAUUGAAGAUUUACCAUUUUAUCAAUGUAAAAAACUGAACUCUUAAGCUUAACUUAAGAUGCACUUGGUAAAAACCAUGUUUAAUAUUUACCAUUAAUGGUAUUUUCCUGUGCACAGGGAAAAAAGACCAUUUAAUUUAAUUAAUUAAUGGUAGUGGAAAUCUAUAAUAACCAAUAAUGGUAAGACUUCAGUUUUUACAUUCAAAAAUCCAUCAAUUGAAAUUUAAUUUUUUCCCCUGGUUAUAUGACUAUGCUGUCUGGUUUUUGCAGCGUACAUAUUAAUUCCCUUUUUUUUUCAGGACAAAUCAUUCACAUGUACUCUGUUUAUGCCUUUUGAAGUUUUUGACAGGAUUAAAACAAAGGUUGGUAUUUGAUUAUUUCUGCAGCAUGCCAUGUAUCAAUGUUGUGUUGUGUAUUUAUUGCAUAUUUCCAUGUUGUUUGUCCAGGACGAUGUAAUUGCUUUCUUUAAGAAAGAAUUUCCUGAUUCAGUCUCUCUAUAUGGCGAGUAUGUAGUGUUUUAUUUGGUGUUUUAAACGAUACCUCAUUCCUGUUUCACAUUUAACAGCAUAUAAUAUGUCAUUUUAUUUUAGAGAACAUUUAAUAAAUGAGUACAUGACAAAUGUUGUUGGCAGCAUGAUAUCAAUUAAGGUAAAAACUAAAUGUGAUGAAAGUCUUGAAAGAGUACAGUUCAUGCAUGUACAAACAUAUACAAUUGACUCCAACCUAGCUACUUAAAUACGGUUUGAAUACCUCAAAAAGUUUGCAGGUCGUAUGGUACCAAUAAGAGGAGGCUAGACUGUAAUACUGGCGUACCUUUGGUACGUAAGUACGCGAAUUAUCGCACACUGAUUCUUUUCUGUUGCAGUGUGAUCCGUACCAUCUUCAAGAUAAGGUCAUUUUCUUUGGUGAUGCAGCUCAUGCUAUGGUGCCUUUCUAUGGUCAAGGAAUGAACUCUGUUAGUUCUAUGACUUUUGUUGACAUCGAGAGUGGUUGGUUAAGUAUUUGAACAAUGUUGUGGUUUCUCAUUCAUUUUUUUUUUCUUAGGCACUAGAGGAUGUUCGGAUAUUUAAUGGUUUUCUUGAUGAGUUUCAUGAUAAUAUGGGUAAGAUUACAUGCACGCAUGUGUAAGGUUGUUUACAUGAUCCUGCUUUGCUGAAAGGGAUGAUUUUGAUGCAUUGAAAUAAGUCACCAGGCUUAACAAAAGUUCAAACGCCGGUUAAAAAAACUCAAAUGUUAUCGAGAAAAUCUCGUAGUUCAAGAAGAUUAUUAUUGCUGCUGGAGCAAUCUUUCGUUGACAAACUAACAUACUAUAAUCUAUUACUAGAAAGAUGUAGUUUUGUUGCAUCAUACACCGUUUCAAUACAUCAAUAUCGUCGACCCGUGUCACACCUCGUCCUGUAUUCCAUAUUAAACUGCCAUGGUGUUGCAUUGCAGCAUAGAAUGUGUGUUUCAGUUAUUAAGUGUUUUUUACAGGACUGGCUAUGCAGGCAUUUUCAAAGUCGCGAAACGUGGAUGCACAAACAAUUUGUGACUUGUCAAUGCAGAAUUAUAUCGAAGUAGGUUGGAUAUUACCUGUUGUUCUUUGUGAUGUUACUCUGAGUGUACAUCCACACCGGGAAAGCUGAAAGGUUUUCAGCUUGCCCGGUGUGGAUGCACACUCAGAGUAAUUUACAUCACAAACAUCAUAUUCACCUGAGUAGAUAACGCCAACACACACAAAAAGUAUUACCUGCUGUGUUAAGUGUUUUCACGUGGAGUUGUGUUUUCAGAUGCGAUCCUUGGUGAGUUCCAAAUCCUUUCUCAUCAAGAAACAUGUCGAUAAUUUUCUGCACUGGUUGAUGCCAAGAACAUUUAUACCCAAAUAUACAAUGGUAAGUCAAAUGACAAUAGUUGUAUGUACUAAUUAAAACACGGACCGUGUUGUAUCGGAUAUACAAACUCGAGCCGAAGGUUUGUGAAACGUCUUGAUCAGAACAUCAUUAUUCUUUAACAAUUAAAAUAAAUGAAUGAUAUUUGGUGAGAAAAUUAAACGUAAAGUUUAUGUAAAUCAGCAUGAUUUUGUAUCAGAUACACAAACUCCUUCACACGCAUGAUUUCUUUUGUGUCAUUUCUUUCAAUUCAUGAGAAUUAUUAAUGAGUUUCACCAAUAUUGAUAAAAUGUCACUGGGUUAAAAUAUUCUUCUUAGGUUUCUUUUACUCUUACUCCAUAUCAUCAAGUGGUAGCCAGAACACAUUGGCAAGACAAGGUACCAUUAUAAGUGACCAACUCUAUACUAACUAUAUAUAUAUAUAUUAGGGUUGGGCGAUAUUUCGAUAUUUUGAUUUAUUGUGAUAUUGUCAUUCGCGAUUAUCGUAUCGAAGGUAGAAACUUGAGCGACGAUAUAUCGAAAUUAUCGUCAUGCUCGUUGACUAUCGUGAUAUUGCUUCGCAUGUGAAUAUAGCUUUUAUAAAAAUCCUAAAAAAUUCCUUCAAUUCCUAGAAAAUAUAGUUUUUAAAAGAAUUAAAACUAUUUCCUGAAUUAAAUACAAAUUUAAUACGAUAUUGGUUAAGCCUUGGUGUUACGGUCACCAAUUAAUAUACUGUACCAUUCUAACUUUUAUACAUCGUAAUUAUCCCUACUUAUCACUGGUAAUCUAGUACUCCUUGGUAAACUAGUAAUUAAUCAUUGGUAAUCUAGUAAUCCUUGGUAAUCUAGUAAUCAUUGGUAAGUUAGAAAGCCUUGGUAAAUUAGUAAGCCGCUGAACAAUGAAAUUGCAGGCUUUGCUUGCGCUGUGCCCCCACGGCAUUUGUGCCUGCGGAGAGACAGUAGACACUGCAUAGACUUCUGGUUUAUGAACAGUAAAUAUUAGACUAGAAAAAGCCUUCAUUUUACUUUAAUUUGUUGUUUUACUUGUUUUUAAUAAGAUUUUAUAAGCUUACUAUGCUUUGAUAUUAAUUAAAAUUGAAAAAUGUGGUCAUUGUUUUUAUUGCAUUUAUCGCGAUAUUAUCGAAUAUCGUGAUAAUUUCCUCGACAAUAAUCGUGAGAUGAUUUUUUUAAUAUCGCCCAACCCUAAUAUAUAUAGUUGAUAUUUCCAUAAUUCUGAUUAAUUACUGUUUCAGAUUAUUGAUAGAGUAACGAAAAUAUUUGGUUUGCUAUCCGUUAGUCUUGGUGUGAUACUGGCACAGAAGAUCUACCAACGUUGCAGAUAAGUUGUUGGCAAACUAACUCUUUAGUCACAUUUAAUUUCAAUUAUUUAUAACAAAGUUAAAUAUUUAAUACUUUACUACAUUAUCGUGGGUGAAGUACAUGCAUUUGGUUAAAUGACAUUAUCUGGACUUCAUACAGUUUAUUGGUUUGAAAAAACCAAAUUGUUAUUAUAUUUAUACUUAUAGAUAUUUUCUUUAUUUAAAUCAAUAAAAAUGUC